UUUUUAUGUGAAAAAGUUUCGUGUAUCCCUGCAGAGUUUGAUUGUAUAUUUGCAAAGCAAAAGUAUCGUGGGCGAUUAGGACUUCUCGGAAUCACCGUCGAUUUAUAUAACAGGAAGAUCGCCCACAGCUUCCUGGAAGCACCUGGUCGCAUUUUAUCAAACUAGAAAUCGGGAAACGAGGUGAGAUCAUGAGAAAAGAGGUACUUAACGGAUCGUUUCGACGUCGAUAAAAUUCGUGGUAAACGCCAGUCGACGAACGCGCCUAAUAGAGGCGACGACGCUGUUUUCAAUUCCCGUCGGGAUAACGUCGGUCUCUCAAGCGGAACGAGCGACGGAAAACUUCGGAUUCGAUUUCGUAACUGGAGGAGGAGCACCCUCGCGGGUGGUUGCAGCCGAAGACGGUGGUAGAGGGUCGGUGGGUUACGGGGUAGGUACGUGAUCGUGGGAUGGCUUGUGCGAGGGAGUAAAAAGUGCAGUCAAAGCAGUAUAGCGUGGCUAAAGCCUCCGAAAGAGAGAUUGCAGACCGCUGCAAGUUCUGAUAUAUCCGUGGUGAGGGAAAAAAAGAGAGAGAAGAAAGAGAAAGAGAGAAAGAAAGAGAGAGAGAGAGAGAGAGAGAGAAGAGAAACGAGACAUAUGCUGCGAUCGAAGAAGAUCGGAAAAGUGACGAAGAUCAAGCGAGCAGUGUCAGCGCGUCAGGGGAUGCCAGCUACACGUUCCCCUUCCUGUAUUGCUGCUGUCUUUUUUUAGGAAAACGCUAAUGGAUCGGCGGCACGUGGAUCGUAUGACAAUACAAAACUCGAUGACGGACAAUUAGAGCGAUUUUAUCGAAACGGUUUCCGUCAAGGCUCCGACCUUCCGCCCGUUGCGUCAGCGGAAUCGCGCGAGAUAGUGUUGAAGUAUCACAUUUGUAGAGUCGUGCGUUUCGUUGGAUCGAAAUAGUAUCAAGUAUAAACGUGGACGAGAAAAUCGUCGCGUAGAAUUCGAAUGAAAAUAAUUAAACGUGUCCGGGGAAGUAACUAGGAAAUUCGCGUUGUGAAGGAUGAAAGACUCGAUCGAUUAACGUCAAAGCGAUUGUUGGAAAUCAUGCACUCGAAAUUCGCGACGGAAGGAAAAUGGAAACAGUGACAAGUGAGCCACAGAUAUUCGAAACACAAACCAGAUCGUAGCCUGUUAAAUUCGAUAGCCUCAGCGCGCUGUCUAAAACAACUCGCUGUUUAAACGCCGCGUAACGUUAGACAUCAUCGGAGAUGCAACGCUAGCGAUUGUGUGUAUGCUGAGAGCGAGUAUUAUCGAUUAUCCGGGGAUAACGUACGUUUUGCAACCCUGUUUGCGACCACGAAACUAAAGCAUCGGAUUGACUAUCGGACAGUGUAUGACGAAGUGUUUCAGCGAGCGUGUAUGACGUGCGCAUUAACGAGCUCAUCCGACCGUAAUCGUGGGAAUAUUGAUAAAAAUCCACGGGGAUUGGUCUUCAAUUAACGACCGCGUUCGACGAAAAAUUAGAAAUUAUUUCCGAUAAACGAGAAAUGCAAAGAACUUGGUUAUAACAGUUAACACUACGUUGAUAGUAUAAAAACAAGUGUAAUUUAUUUCGCAAACUUGAAGUCGUGUUUAAGAAAGUUCAGUGACAAUCUUGAAAAUAAUUGAGAAACGAGCUGCAAUUCCUGUCUUCAUUCUGUGUAACAUAAAGAUACUUAAAUUAAGUGGCGUAAUAUAAAGUUGUUUGAUGUAACAUCUUAACGACACUCGCGUAAGAUAUAAAUUAAUUGAAAAAUUAAUUAAUUAAGAGACUAAACGUAACUAAUCGAUAGAUUAAUACACGAGAAAAGCGUGGUUGUUUCUCGGGUUCAAAGACCAUGAUAAACAUCGAGCUUCCCCCAGUUCUAGUCCUACCGUAGAGUAAAUUGACCGGCCAGUCAUAAAGUUUUCAGUUAUUAUUUCUGGUAGUGCGAGAGGAUUGUGGUGUUCUGUGAAAACUGCAAAGACCAUAGUGCAUUUAAUCGUCCUGAGUUACAUUUAAGUGUUAACGCAGAAGAACCUUGAUCCCGUUACGACGGGUCGCGAUGCCUCGCGCGUUCUACCGAGUUCGCAUCACCCGUCGUCGUCACCGUGUCCGAUAUCCUCUAGAGUCCUUCGACAGGAUCGCAUGGGCGUACCCGAGAACCGCGAGAGUUAAUUAAAAUGCGAGACCUGAACGCCACCGCAUGCGCUGCUUUGUACGACGGCGUCGAAUGGUCAAGUCUGUGGAACGUGAUUACCCUAAUCGUUCUGGCGAUCAUCGAUGUCAUGGUGGUGGUAGGUAACGUCCUGGUCAUUCUGGCCGUCUACUGUACCAGCAAGCUGAGAAACGUGACGAAUAUGUUCAUUGUGAGCCUGGCGGUCGCCGAUCUGAUGGUCGGCGUCGCUGUCCUACCGUUCAGCGCAACCUGGGAGGUCUAUAAGGUUUGGAUAUACGGGAACCUUUGGUGCUCCGUGUGGCUUGCGGUCGACGUUUGGAUGUGUACGGCAUCGAUAUUGAAUUUAUGCGCCAUCAGCUUGGAUAGGUACUUGGCUGUGACCAGACCAGUCAGUUAUCCUCAGCUUAUGUCGACGAAGAGGGCUAGACUGCUGGUGGCCACCGUUUGGAUUUCAAGCUUCGUUAUCUGUUUUCCGCCUCUAGUGGGCUGGAAGGACAAACGGUCGCACACCACGUACAAUGACACGUUUCCUCUAUAUGGCCCGUCCAACACCACCACUAUACUCGUGCCGAUGAAGCCAUGCCCAUGGAUCUGCGAACUGACCAACGACGCCGGCUACGUCGUUUACAGCGCCCUAGGCUCCUUCUAUAUACCGAUGUUGGUGAUGCUAUUUUUUUAUUGGCGGAUCUACAACGCCGCAGUUUCCACGACGAGAGCUAUCAAUCAAGGUUUUCGGACAACAAAAGCCUCGAAAAUGCUUGGCAGCAGGUUUGAUGAACAAAGACUGACCUUACGAAUACACCGUGGCCGAGGUAGCGUCCACAACGGCAGUAACAACGGCAACUCGAGAAGUCCAGACUCGAGCAGCCGCAGCUCCGUGAAGCGGGAAAAGAUCAAGAUCUCAGUCUCCUAUCCCAGCACCGAGACGCUCAACACGAAGUGCAACACCCUCGAAAGGACACCGUCGAGAUGUUCGCAAAUCUCAGUCCAUUACAGCAACGGGCAGACGCAGACGCAGCUUUGUCCGACCUCGCGAAACACGCAUCUUAAGGUCGGUGGUGUCAAUAGGGUCGGCAGCAGCAAAAGAACAAGCAGGCGGAGCAGCUGCGAGAGUCAGGUGACCGGCGACGAGUUGUCGCUGCGCGAGAUGACGCCGAGCAACGAGGAGAAGCCGCGAGUGAUGAAGCUGGGCAAGAGAAACAUAAAAGCCCAAGUGAAGAGAUUUCGCAUGGAAACGAAGGCGGCGAAGACCCUGGGUAUCAUCGUCGGCGGCUUCAUCUUGUGCUGGCUGCCUUUCUUCACCAUGUAUCUGGUGCGCGCGUUCUGCCCGAAUCACAUCCAUCCAACCGUCUUCAGCGUACUGUUUUGGCUAGGAUACUGCAAUUCCGCGAUAAAUCCGUGUAUCUAUGCCCUCUUCAGCAGGGACUUCCGCUUCGCUUUCAAAAGAAUCAUCUGCUGCAAGUGCUCCUGCAUACAACGCGCCAACACCUUGCGACGUGGCAGUGACGGCAGUCAAUUGGCAAUGAGGAACGAACGAAGCCCGAGUUAUUCGAUUCGCACGGCUCAGCACGGGACCUCCAUCGACGACUCGGAUCCGGAUCCGUCAUUGGAGGCGAGCCAUUCGCAGAGUGAGUCCAGAUGAUUGUAGCGACACGUCCGAGCUGGUACGCAGCGCGUCACCUUCAAUCCCCGAUCCUCGAAAGCGAGGAUAUUCUCAUUCUGAUGACGGCGGUGCUCCGAGAGCCACGCUCGACACGUCCUCGCGGCCCUCUGCACGUCAUGACGACGAUGAGUCGCGGCCACUUCGACGCUUAAGUGUGCCAACGUAAAUCAGUUUCUCCAUUCUGCCAGACUAAUGUUGCGUCAGCAGUUCCCGUAAAUUAGAACACUCGGGUGAAGCUGGAAACUCCCGAACUCUAUCUCCGUCUCACCGUGAAUGUACGAAAUCGGUAGGCGAGUAACAGUCAGAUAACAAGCGACAAGUAAGACGGGAUGAGUAACGUGCCACUUGCUUAACUUGUCUCGUUAUUCUAUCGUCGAAAAGAAAAAGCCGAUGCUUAGUUUGUCUACGUAAUCUUGUUACAAUGGCGGUUUUACGCCAGGUCAACAGGGAUGUAAUACUCGGGUAGUUUUUUGAGUGAGGUGAGCAAAUAAUUUGCUGUUUGAUCUGCUCCCUUGCUAAAUCGCGUGAUCUCGUAAGAGUUUACGCAAAGUCAGCAGAGGGGUAAGUCAAGUAGAAGAUUGCUUUCCUCGCUUUUUUGUCAUCUACCGUUGGAAGGAAAGGAAAAACAAAGAAAAAGAAAAGUAAGGUAGAUGCCGUGCGAUUUGCCUUUGCACUGUAAUUGUGGCGAGGUGCUAGGAAACGGAGUGCCAGGUGGAGCUUUGCGAUACGCGUCUACGCGGAAUUGGAUUUCAGCGCGAUAGACCCAGAACGCGGCGCUUUUCAUCUGCAAAAAGCGAAAGAAAAAGAAGAAAAGGAAAAAUCGAUUUCCCUACGCGGAUCUUGUAGGAACGCGCUUCCUCGCGAUAAUCGUCGCAACGCUACGCUUCGAUUUGUACUUUUGGGCUACGCGAGAAGCUUCGCACGGUUUGUCCCUCAUAAACGACCGUCUUCUUGCGUCCGGUAGGUACGCAAUAAAUUAUCCGACAUAGUUAUGAUGAAUUCGGUCAUUCGCACUGGUUAUAGUGCAUAUUUAAAA
Molecule: messenger RNA, 4876 nt
Organism: Mycetomoellerius zeteki
Lineage: Eukaryota; Metazoa; Arthropoda; Insecta; Hymenoptera; Formicidae
Gene: Oamb
Product: Octopamine receptor in mushroom bodies
Exons: 9
Coding region: 2182-3819 (545 amino acids)
Biological process (GO): G protein-coupled receptor signaling pathway
Cellular component (GO): plasma membrane
Molecular function (GO): G protein-coupled receptor activity
Source: RefSeq, a predicted model, not a curated record